UUCUGUCUUCCAGUCUGUGUUGUUUUGAUUGUAUUGUUUUAUAGGAAUGGAAAUAUAGUAGUAUUAUAAUAAAAAUCAUUGGCUGUGGAAGUCAGAACUUUUCAGACAAUGUUUUCACUGUUUUUAUGGUGAGGCAGAGGCCGUGGCCAACAUGAGAACAGAUAUGUGUCCAAAACUGGAGAAGAAAACAUUCAACCUUCAUGAAGGCCUGUUGAUGGAGGGGAGCUUAGGCGCAGAGAUAGCCAUGAGGAGAGAGAGAGAGAGAGAGAGAGAGAGAGAGAGAGAGAGAGAGUUUGGAGAGGAGCCGGGGACUGCCCAUGGUGGAUGGGCGGAGCAGUAAGCAUGCGCUGAGCUGGCAGACUCUGAGCUGGUCCUGACGGGCUGGCUGGGCUCCGGGCGGCUGUCUGUGCGCUUCAGACGGUCGUGGGGGAGACUACCAUCAACGCUCGGCGUGUCCUCGAGUGCUCAGAGGGGGGAAAAGGGCAGAAGAGUCACGGGGAUAACUGCGAGAAAAAGAAAAGAGCAAACCGCCCCUCCUCAGCAUCUGGAAAAGCACCGAAGAAGAAGGAGACGAUCCUCCCCCUCUACCCCACACCCCGUCGCCAACCCGCCCUAUCUACCCUACCCACCACUUCGUGCCAUCCCUCUGGUCUGAACUGCCCUCCCACCCUGCCAGGAGAACCACGACCACCCAUAGGAAACCCCCGCUUGACCAGCGUUGCCAUUAAGCGAUGCGCUUUGAAUUUAGGAAGAAAUCACCUUUGCGUUUUUGAUGCACAACAGAACCAGUGGUCUUCGUUUUUUCCUCAGCAGGAACAGUUCAGGCUACGGAUCUGGGUGUUUACACUUUUUGACGGGUUUCCAGUGGCAUGAUAACAUGCACAAUAUAUCAUCCAGUGGCAACAGACCGGGCUGUCAUCCCAUAGAUUAGUUUGAAUUUAAACAACCAGCUGUCACAUACGCUGCGUUUGGGUUUAUGUUUGAUUUUUCCAUGCUUAGAAAUAAUCCUGACAAUGGUCUGGGAACGGACCGCCUCUCCAGACACAUAGUAAUAUCUUUUCAAGACGUUUCAGCUCUGUAUCGCGUUUGUACCGAAGAAAAAGCGACAAAUUGACGAGGAGUCAUUUGACACCGACGCCGCUUCAGCUAUAGGACUUUGCGUGCGAAGUUUGCACCGGGAAGAGAGGGGGGCCAAGUCGGAGAUAUCUCGGCCAUAUCCACGGAAUUUUCCCUGUAAGGUGGGAGGUCAGCGGGUUGUGACCAUGCUAUCCCUGGAUGAGCCUCUGGACCUGAAGCUCCCAAGGCGGAUCAAUGGGAGGGACAAAGGGGCGCGCUCGCCCCCUCUCUCUCCGCUGCACCCCAAACGAGCUCGUCAGCUCCGCAUGGCAGAUGAUGGCACUGCAGUCAUAGAGCCUGCCUCCCCAGCAUCUCCGCACACAGGUGUGCAGGUGGUCCCUCAUGAUCGAACAGACACCCCCACCCCGCCAGCAGUGGACCUGAGCAUGUCUCCCUCCUCCCGCCACACCCCCAAUUCUCCAGAAAUGCCCAAUGGCAACUACGUCCCCUCAGGGAAUUCCCACAUCUCACAGGCCUUUCAGUUUUUUGUGCCAAUUGGAGCUGGGGCAGGACUUCACCUGCCAUCCUCCAUGUUCAUUGGCCAGACGAGUGACAAGAGAGCCUCUCCUGACCUCUCAGCGGAUGAACAACUGGCAUGCCGCUGGAAGAAGUGCCAUCUGCUCUUUGACUCCCUGCAAGACCUAGUGGAUCAUGUCAAUGACUUCCAUGUCAAACCUGAAAAGGAUUCUGGGUAUUGCUGCCACUGGGAGGGUUGUGCACGCAAAGGGAGGGGUUUCAAUGCUCGGUACAAGAUGCUCAUCCACAUCCGCACUCACACUAACGAGAAACCCCACCGCUGUCCCACCUGCAACAAGAGCUUCUCACGUCUGGAGAACCUCAAGAUACACAACCGGUCACACACAGGUGAAAAGCCCUACAUUUGUCCUUACGAGGGCUGCAACAAGCGCUACUCCAACUCCAGCGACCGCUUCAAGCACACACGCACGCACUAUGUGGACAAGCCCUACUACUGCAAGAUGGUGGGCUGUCUGAAGCGCUACACAGACCCAAGCUCUCUCCGAAAGCACAUCAAGGCCCACGGCCAUUUCGUGGCUCAGGAGCAUGGUUCGCCAGCUAGUGGGGUAGGCUCCAUGCUGAAAGGGAGUCAAAGUGGAGGGCUUGCAAGUGAAGUGGGGAAGGAUUCAGAGAUGUCCUAUGUGAGUGCAGCCCACAUUAUCAUCCCAGGGGCAGCGGCUGCUCUCCUGGGAGGCCAUGCUCUGCAGGGUCUCGGUGGUGCCCUGCCUCUGUCCCCUCUCAGUCCUCGGCCCCUGGACCUCAGCACACUGGGUUGCCCCAAUUCACCUCCAGGCAGCAUGGGACCCAUCUUGUCCUUCAACGGCUCCCCACUGGGCCUGGCCAAGUCCUCUUUGCUCUCCUCAGCGUUUCCCUCCUCGGCCUUGGGCCUGCCAAUGGUGCCCAUGCUGGGGGCCUCGUCUGAGCGCAGGGCCCAAAGCCAGCAGGCCAAGAAGGGACGGGGUGAGGAGGUCAAGAAUGAGGUGACUGGGGGGGUCCUGAACCUCUCCACAGGAGGGUCUCAUGAUCCCUUGUCCUGGGUGGUCAUCCCCCCAGGCACUGUGGUGCUCAAGCCAGCUGUGGUCAACUGAUAUACACAUACACACACACACACACACACACACACACACACACACACACACACACACACACACACACACACACACACACACAUAUACAUAUAGACACAUUCCAGAAGAGCUCAGGGGGUUGGGAUGGGAGGGUGAGGGUACGGGCGGUCAAAGGUGAUAGGGAUUGGCUCGCACAAUCAAAUCCAGGCAAUUCAUUUCAGAGAGAGGUUUGAAGUGAAACAAAACUCAUCAAUCCUCAAUCAGCAACAAUAGAUAACACUACACCUCACAAUAAAGUAUACAACGCAAGCCUCUUGUAUUGAUGGGAAAUUAAACCUGGGGCCUAAGAAAUCUGUUCAGGACCACGCAUGGCUCUGUAUUUCUAUCACAAGGCCCGACAAUGGGCUCCUCUUCGCUCUCUCUUAUUUUAUACUUUAUUCAUUCCUGUUUGCUGUUUCUGUGGACAGGGACCAUAAAAGUGACAGUCUUAGUGCUCUGUGUUCUUACAAAAGUCCUGAUUCAUUGAUACAUAUUUAUAUGACUGUACUUCAUCGACAGUGUGCCUCCAGCUUAGCAGUGAGAUAGAUACACCAUGAAACUGAAUGACGCACUCGCAGUUAGGCAAACGUGCACGUAAUAGGACGAUUCUCCACAGUUGAUUUUAAAGUUAUGACCUGUUUUUCACAGGCUGCUGUGAUUAAUAUGAUUCAGACAGGCUUGCCAUACCAAAGCAAGUGAACUCAAACUGUCUUGGAUUUGUGCAGGAAAAAGCUGCAGAUUCAGCUCUGAGACAGUUCAAUUAAACGCAGCACUUCAUAGUGUCAACGGAUUAUAGUAUUGAAACCUCAAAACUGCUGCUAACCUCUCAGCUCCCCCCAGUGUAAACAUAAACUGGGUGAGAGCACUUUUGACAAUCUAUCCCCAGGUUUGGGGAAGGUGACCAACAAGAAUGUGUGCCAGGUGGGCAGACUAGGGGCUUUUAGGGCACAGAGCGAACUGAGGACUUGACACAGACAAAUGGUGUUACAUCACCUGGCAAUGACCAAUUAUCACUUCCUCUUUUUACAAGUGAAAUUUAAGGCACUGGUGUGUCUGGCUCCCCCCUCUGGUUGGACACGAUGCACAACAUCCCGCCUGGCCAUUUACAGGAGUCACACUGUUUUCCUUCUGGAUUGUCCAGCUGCUUUCCCGUAAUUGAAUCAACACGGCCAGUUUGUGUAUGAAAGGGCCACUGUGGUGAUAAACACUAGUGUCUUGUAUUUUAAAAAGUGACCCGAACCAAAACCAGCUGUGAAAAACAGGUGGUCAUCCAGUUGAAGCCCAACUUAGCCUUGUCGGUUUUUGUCCCUGGUUCAACAAGUCAUAUGCUGUGCCAAAAAUACCUGAAAAGGGGAAAGAGGGAUGCAUGUAUUGUGCCACAGAGGGGGGUGUGAUGCACUCAGUGCCACAUACAGCUGGACUGACUAGGAAGCCACACUAUUGCAAACUGCCUCAUUUUACUCUGUCCAAAGGGGCAAAAAAAAAAAAAGACAAAAAAAGA
Messenger RNA from Larimichthys crocea (large yellow croaker), 4239 nucleotides. RefSeq names its product GLIS family zinc finger 2b (gene glis2b). The transcript has 7 exons. Gene Ontology annotation, cellular component: nucleus. Gene Ontology annotation, biological process: regulation of transcription by RNA polymerase II. Gene Ontology annotation, molecular function: RNA polymerase II cis-regulatory region sequence-specific DNA binding; DNA-binding transcription factor activity, RNA polymerase II-specific. Lineage: Eukaryota; Metazoa; Chordata; Actinopteri; Sciaenidae. Bases 1263 to 2720 code for a protein of 485 amino acids. The record is from RefSeq and is a predicted model, not a curated record.